AUCGAUAGUGAUGAUUCGAUAUAAAAUAACAACAAACUUCUUUAUUUUGAGGUUAAUGUAUAAAACGACUAAAAACAUGCCUAAACCUAAUAAUUUUGAACAGGUUCAUAGUUCUUCCAGUGACACAAACAUUGAUUGCAAAUAAACUUUGUUUCACUAGGCAGUGAUAUUAAGAGUGAAUAAUGUGUUUAGAAAUUUUGCCUACCAAGGACUAGCCAGUGCAUACACAGACUUUCAUUGAGGUAUUUGUUUUAUAAUACUAUAAAAACGUUUUUCAAAGUUUAUCAACAUGGGAAAACACGAAGUAGGAACACCAAAGUACAUAGCCAACAAAAUCAAAGCUAAAGGAUUGCAAAAGUUGAGAUGGUAUUGUCAAAUGUGUCAGAAACAAUGUAGGGAUGAGAAUGGAUUUAAAUGUCACACUACCUCUGAAUCACAUCAGAGACAACUUCUCAUAUUUGCCGAUAAUGCAGACAAGUACAUUGACGAGUUCUCCAAAGAGUUUGAGGAGGGUUAUUUGGAGUUGCUGAGUCGACAGUUUGGAACCAAACGCGUACCCGCCAACCGUGUCUAUCAAGAUUACAUUGCGGAUCGCAAUCAUCUUCACAUGAACUCAACCCAGUGGGAAACAUUGACCGACUUUGUCAAGUGGUUAGGUCGGGAAGGGAAGUGUGUCGUGGACGAAACAGAGAAAGGCUGGUUUAUUACUUACAUUGAUAGAAAUCCAGAAACUAUAGCUCUACAAGAAGCAAUGGCUAGGAAGGAGAAGAUGGAUAAAGACGACCAUGAAAGGUCGAUGAAGAUGUUGGAAAAGCAAAUUGAACGAGGAAAAGAUAAGUGUAUCAACAAACCUGAAGCUACAGUCCUACUGCGGGAGUCCGAAGAUGAGAAACUACAAUUUGCCAUGCCUGCAAAAAAGGACGAAAAAGUAAAAUUUGUCCCCCUGAACAAACUGAAAUUACCGGGACCGUCAACUAGUGGCAUGAAGAGCAACGAAUCACUCAAAGACAAAAAACCCGAGAAAAGGAAGCUUUCAGCUCUAGAGGAAAUCAAACAAGAAGAGGAAGCUAAGAAAAAGAUGCAAAAGUUCAAAGGGAGAGACGAUUCAUGGCUGAGUUUGAACAUAGUUGUCAAAGUGAUGACUCAGAGUCUAGGAGACAAAUACUAUAAACAGAAAGGCUACGUCAAGGAUAUAAUCGACAGGUAUGUAGCAGUCAUUGUUAUGCUAGAUAGUAAUCACAAACUAAAACUUGAUCAGGAACAUUUGGAAACUGUUAUUCCAGCUAUUGGAAAAAGAGUGAAGUUGCUAAAGGGAAAAUACAAAAACUGUGUGGCUGAGAUGCAGGGGUUGGAUGUGGAAAAAUUCUCAGUCAAUGUUGUGAUAUGUGAGGGAAGUUUCAAAGGACAAACAGUGGAUAAUUUGCCUUAUGAAAGUGUGAGCAAACUUUACAGUGCAUAGCAUAGGCUUAACUCCUUUAAUACUCGAAUACCUUUUUUUAUUAAUCAAAAACAUUAACCCACUUAUAGAAAAAGUAAACAUAGAAAUUCCGUAUUAAAAAGUUGGCUCAACUCACACUUACGCGACUCAGGUCGAGAAGAAACUCGACUUUAGUCGAGAGCAUGUGUUUUCAAAUGGUGACAGUCGCGGAGACUAGAAUCAACUGGUCUGAGUUUCACCAUUUGGUCUCUUCUCGACCCGAGUCGCGUAAGUGUGAGUUCAACCUUAAUGGGCAUCUUCAAACCCAAAUAAAACUAAAUUUGAUAUUUGUGUGUGAGUAAUGUCAAAAUAGCUUACCGCUCUUUUUUAUACAUCUCUUCAUAUUUGUAUGUGUAGCUCAUAGUGCUAAAAGAAGUACAAUCAUUAUACUCCACAGAAAUUCCUUAUCUAAGUACAGUAAUAUUCAAAUAAGUACAACAGAAUAGUGCAAAGAAUGGUUCCAGCUUUGGGAAAUGUAUUAGUUUCCUUGAUUCAAUCAGGGAUGCUGGCAGUGUACAUUAAUUAAUAGACUAUUUCGAAUUUCAAAAGCAUGAAUUUUCUUUUUUUUAAUAUAUCCAAUUAGUAAAAUACUUUUUUCAAAAGCAAUAGGUAAUAAUCCUACUUGAUAUUAAAAAAUUAUCAACUAAAUUAACUCUGUAAGGGUGGGUAAAAGAAAAGAAAUGGUUUUUGAAAAUAACGAAUCAAUAAAUUAUUUAUUACGAAUUAGAAUUUAUUACGAAAUAGAUGUCAUGUAUGACAACUCCUGAGCUACUUCUUCAACUAGAAUGCCAACUCCCAUCUACUUUCAAUUGGAAUUUAAAUUAAAAAUUAAUGACACUACAUCAUCUUUUAUGCCUCAACUAGAAAUUCAAUUGAAUGUUCCAACAAAGCCUGACAAUUUUCAAGAUUUAAUAACCGAAGUUUCCUUAUACAUAAUCUAGGUAUAAUAAAUAAUUAAUAGAGACGUAUCUUGCCUUCUUUAGAUAUUUUAUAGAACCUUCAACCAAAUUCAGAUAAGCUAAAUUUCUUAAUGUGAUUGAUGUUUUCAUGUAAAUAAACAUACACUACCAUUUUAAA
This is a messenger RNA of Nilaparvata lugens (brown planthopper), 2554 nucleotides long. RefSeq names its product DNA/RNA-binding protein KIN17 (gene kin17). The record is from RefSeq and is a predicted model, not a curated record. Gene Ontology annotation, cellular component: nucleus. Gene Ontology annotation, molecular function: double-stranded DNA binding. The transcript has a single exon. NCBI's taxonomy places the organism in Eukaryota, Metazoa, Arthropoda, Insecta, Hemiptera, Delphacidae. Gene Ontology annotation, biological process: DNA damage response; DNA replication. Bases 290 to 1459 code for a protein of 389 amino acids.